This is a messenger RNA of Mytilus trossulus (common blue mussel), 1212 nucleotides long. RefSeq lists its product as uncharacterized. Lineage: Eukaryota; Metazoa; Mollusca; Bivalvia; Mytilida; Mytilidae. The coding region runs from base 224 to 1189 and encodes 321 amino acids. The transcript has a single exon. The record is from RefSeq and is a predicted model, not a curated record. Gene Ontology annotation, cellular component: ribonucleoprotein complex. Gene Ontology annotation, molecular function: single-stranded RNA binding. Gene Ontology annotation, biological process: retrotransposition.
UGGCGGCAAUAGGAGAAGGUUAGUCAAGUCAGAGGCGAUCUUUUUCGAAAAUAUUAUGGUGUGUGUUAUAUCAUUCAAAGAUCUUUUGUAUACAAAUGCCGCAUAAAAGUGUCUCAAUGCAGAAAUAAGUGAAAUUUGAACAUUUGGUGGUCAAAUAAUUAUACAUUUAAACAUAAUGACUAUCGUUACUAUUAAAUGUACUCACAACAAGUAAACAUUUAUAAUGGCGGACCAAAGUAAUAUCUGUACAUUAGAGUCUGAGAAAGUCACACCAGAACCAAAACGAUUCUGCAAAUAUACAUCUGACUCUGAAUUCGAUCAAUUACAAAAUAACAUUGUCAUGGAAGAAGUUUUGUCUCAUCAUGAUGACCCACAGUCUGUCACUGACUCAGUAGUACAAAGUAACACAUCACCGAGUACUUCACAUACUUUGCCAUCUCAACCUCCUAUUAUUUUCACAACAACUGAGGGCCAGUCAGUCAAUCUAUCAGAAGUUAUUAAACAUACCAUUGCUAGUCCAGAUUUUGUUGAAUGUAUCGGUCCAUUAAUUGCUAAUGUUGUUAAAGCUAGUGUAGACAGUGCUUUGUCAAAUUAUGUUUCCAAUCUCGAAGCCAAAAUAGAGAAACAAGAGCAAACAAUUUCCGAUUUAAUGGUUCAAAAUUCAGAACUUAAAGAAAGCAAUAAGCAAAUGAAUGGUAGAGUCGACUCAAUUGAAAUUGAUCUAGAGGAACUACAGCAAUAUGGUAGGCGAAAUUCUCUGCGUUUUCAUAAUGUUCCCUUGAAGAAAACCGAGCUUGGUUCAACAGAUGAUAAGAUAGUUGGUUUAUGCAAAUCUCUUCUUGAUGUUGAUAUAACAGUUGAUGAUAUUGACAGGUCACACAUAAUAGGAUCUAUAAACAAAUAUGGCAAUGCCCAGUUAAUCUGUCGAUUUAGGAAUUGGAAAAUUAAGAACUCUAUAUUUCAAAAGAAGAGAAAGCUUAAGAAUAAUCCGGAUAAAACAGUUAUUACUGAAGAUCUCACACAAUAUCGCCAGUACUUGAUGAAAAAGUUAAAUGAUGCUAGGAAAAGACAUGAAAUCGACUCGUUCUGGACGAUGGAUGGACGUAUAUUUGCUAAAAAGACACCCGAAGCUACCAAAAAGUUUAUUGGAGGAAUGGAGGACUUAAGUGAAUUAUUUUUUUCUAACUAAUAAAGACAUAGUAUACAUUUUCA